ACAGAUACGCAUUUACUCUCUGCUUGAUGUCACUCAGAUACUGUUCUUUGGAGAGGAUUCAGAAUCCACUGAGUCAGUGAUUGGAAGAGGAGAUUCAAAACGCGAGUCACAGAAAGACAGGAUGAUUCAGAGGUUCCGCGGGACAGAGCGACUCAGUGGAACAGAAUGCGUGCGGGACGCCCUGUGAAGGGGAGAGCAGAGAGGAUCAUCAGAAAUGAAGCAUGACCAAUUCUGCCGUGGUCCAGACGGAAUGAGUGAAGCUGCAGGAUCCAGAAGGGCUGAUGGGUAUUUAGAGGAAAGAGCCUCUCUGUGGGGUGUUUAGAGGAAAGACUCGGGGGUAUUCCUCAGAAAGAGUCUGGGAUACCUGGAGGAUUGUUCUGGGGGAUAUUUGUAGGAAAGGGUCUGGAAUGCCUAGAAGAUCUACCUGGGGGGUAUUUUUUUGGAAAGACUGUGGUAUUUAGAGGAAAGAAUCUGGGGAGCAUUGAGAGAAGGCACUGUGGUGUUUGAGGAAAGAGAGGGGCAUUUAGAGGAAAGACUCUGGGGCAUUUAGAGUAAAGACUCUGGGGCAUUUAAAGGAAAGACUCUGGGGCAUUUAGAGUAAAGACUGGGGCAUUUAAAGGAAAGAGUGGGGCAUUUAGAGGAAAGAAUCUGGGGCAUUUAGAGGAAAGAAUCUGGGGUAGUUUGAAAAAAGACUAGUGUAGAAAGUGUGGCGUUUAGAAGAAGGCAUCUGGGAUAUUUAGAGGGUCUCUGCAGUAUUGUGAGUAAAGAGUCAGGGGGUCUUUUAUGAUGAAUGUCUAUGGGGUUUUUACAAGAUAAAUAGGUUCAGGUUUGAGGAGAACACUAUACUGUCAUUAAUUUGGACUUGAGAGUGAUUAUCAGCUGUUAACUCUGUCUCUUGGGUAUUUAGAGGGGAAGGUCUGUCUCUGAGGGGUAUUUAAGGGAGAAGGUCUAUAUCUGUGGGAUAUUUAGAGGAUAAUUUCUACCUCUGAGGGGUAUUUAGAGGAGAUCUUUCUCUGUGGGGUAUUUAGAUGAGAAGGUCUAUCUCUGUGGGUAUUUAGAAAAGAGUCUUCAGGAGACAUGUAGAAGACUAUGUGUCUUAGAGAGUAAUUAGAGUCUCCACAUCUCCGGAGCACAUCUGCUUCUCCUGCCUUCUCCUCCUGCAUGGACCGACUCUGACCUGACCACUGUGCCCUGACCUUUGAGCGACCUCUGCUGGGAUAUACGCUACCAAGAGCCAAGGCAGAACCAUGCACUGCUGUAACUACAGGAUGUUCUGGAAAUUGGCCUUGCCAGCCAUUCUGGCUUGGACACUCUGUGCAUCCACAGAAACCAAGAAGCCACGCCCACGAGGCUCUAUCCCCUCCCCUUACAAGCUGAAAGGCAACGAGCUGUCGUCCUCGCCUUCUAUCCCGCUGUCGUCGUUGUCGCAGCAGCCGCUGGCGCGACGGCAGAAAGGUAAGCAGGAGGUGCUGUCAUCGAGUCGAGAGGCGCUGGUGGUGACUGAGAGGAAGUACCUGAAGAGUGACUGGUGCAAGACGCAGCCGCUCCGACAGACGGUCAGCCUAGAUGGCUGUCUGAGCAGGACCGUCGUUAACCGAUUCUGCUACGGCCAGUGUAACUCGUUUUACAUCCCCCGGCACCUCACGUCCCGCUCCCGCUCUCCGGCGCACCGUAGCCGGAAAACGGAUGACCGUGACAACUCUUUCCAGUCAUGCGCCUUCUGCCGGCCGCAUCGGAUCACCACGGUAACGGUGCGCCUCCACUGCCCCAGGCUACAGCCACCAUACCGGCACCGGAAGGUGCAGCGGGUGAAGCAGUGCAGGUGCGUGUCUGUCAGUGUCAAUGAUGCCUACUGACCAAGGGUCAUGUGACCAUGGGCAGAGACGGCUGGAGUUGCUCACUUUUGGACUAAUUUCAACACAACAUGACUGUGCACUGCACAACAAGGUCGAAAGUACUUGUCAGAGUGCCAUCAAGUACUGAGAUGAAAUGUCAUCUUUAGCUGAAAACUGGACAAAAGAAGAGUGGACAACCUGGGAAUAUUUAAAGUUUGACCUCUUUAUAUGUGAAAGUCUGUAAGCACCUCGUGUUGUGGACUGUUUGGGCUGAAUGCUGAGCCGCCUUCCACAAGGAAAUCUAUGAGUUAUUCAUCUAGGGCCACACCAGCCUCAGUGAACUUGGACCAAAGUUAUAGCUUGGUUGCCUAAACAAAAGGACUUGUGAGACGUAUUUGGAGGUCACAGUUUGGCAAAAUCCAGAGGCCAGAAGAGAGGAGACUAGAUCCUACCCACUCUAGCAUUGGCGUCUUGAAUUGAUGCAACAUAUAUGAGUCUUUGGGGCCUCAUUGCCAACAUUGGAUAUGAGAAGACUGGACGUGUGUACCAGACUAGCCCCACUAUUACAGUGAUCUAUAGACAUCUAUAAUAAAUGACAACAUUUGUUAGAAAAAUAGCAAUAAAGAUACAUGGUACAGAUUUUUAUGGUAUCUACUUUUUUAAAAUGUAUGAAUGCAAAAUACAAAUAAAUAUGAUUUUUAUGUAAUAAAUAUAUUAAUUUUACCUUAAGCUAAAGUGUUUCAACAUAUGUUUCUGAAAACUAACAACUUCAAAAAAUAAAUGUUUUCUGAAAAAAAAUUUCCUUUAAGUUCCUUUAAAAUUGCACAGGAAGCCUGGAACACAGCACUGAACUGGUUAACAUCCACCUGUACUGCUAAAUCAUAUCUCACUCAGUCUUAUAUUGACUCUGUAUCACUGCACUCUGACACUGUUUCAUUAUUUAACAUGAUGCACCGGUACAGUCUGCCUAAAAGUGUUUGUGGAUGCCAGUGGAAGCUCAUCCCAUAGAACCCUACAGAAGCUUAUCCCAUAGAACCCUAUUAAACACACCCCAUGAAACCUUUCUAAAGCUUGGCCCAUAGAACCCUACUGAAGCUCUUCCCAUAGAACCCUACUGAUGCUCAUCUCAUAGAACCCUACUCAAGCUCAGCCCAUAGAGUCCCUGCUAAAGCAUGUCCCACAGAUCCAUACUAAAGCUCAUCACAUAGAACCCUAGUGAAGCUCAUCCCAUAGAACCCUACUGAAGCUCAUCCUAUAGAACAAUACUAAAGCUUUGUCCCUACAGAACCAUUCUGAAGCUCACCUCAUGCAGAACACUAUUGAAGCUCACCUCAUAGAACCCUACUGAACCUCAUCCCAUAGGACCCUACUGAAGCUAAUCCUACAGAACCCUACUGAAGCUCGUCCCUUAGAACCUUAUUGAAGCUUGUCCCAUAGAACCCUACUGAAGCUCAUCCUACAGAACCCUACUGAAGCUCGUCCCAUAGAACCCUACUGAAGCUUGUCCCAUAGAACCCUACUGAAGCUCGUCCCAUAGAACCCUACUGAAGCUUGUCCCCUAGAACCCUACUGAAGCUCGUCCCAUAGAACGCUACUGAAGCUCAUCCUACAGAACCCUACUGA
Messenger RNA from Colossoma macropomum (tambaqui), 3458 nucleotides. It is a transcript of the gene grem2a, whose product is annotated as gremlin 2, DAN family BMP antagonist a. Bases 1248 to 1856 code for a protein of 202 amino acids. Gene Ontology annotation, biological process: animal organ morphogenesis. Gene Ontology annotation, molecular function: receptor ligand activity; BMP binding. The record is from RefSeq and is a predicted model, not a curated record. The transcript has 2 exons. NCBI's taxonomy places the organism in Eukaryota, Metazoa, Chordata, Actinopteri, Characiformes, Serrasalmidae.